CGCCGCCCUUCGCCGGGGGAGAGCCGGAGCCGCCGCCCUCGCGCGCCGGGGGAGAGCCGUCGCAGGUCGCCCUCACGCGCCAAGAAUUUUUUCUAUCGAUGUAUGGAAUCAAUUUUUCCCCAAUGUCGACGCUGGAGACAUUCAUUUGAGUUCGCCCCAAGGCCUCCGACACCCCAGGACCGGCGCUGGCUUCACGUCUCCAGCGAGACUGGGAGGAAGAGUCGCCCGCCCUCUGCUCAUCCUUCCUGGCUGCCCCCAUCACCGGCGACGGUGACUGCGGUGAUCACAGCUUGGUUCAGAAUACAUGGGAUUUGAUUUGUCAAUAUCCACAAGCACACGACCUGCACUUUUUAUCGGCAGCAUUCUCGUGCCUGACAUUCAUCACAUGACCAUUCUACUAUGUUGCAUCAAGAACAAUUGUGUCCGCACAAUACCUGCAGAAUCAAUCGAUGACAAGACAAAGUUGAAAGGAUUUAGCGAAUUUGAGAAUACAUAUUAUAAAAGACCCAAGAUAAAUGGCAGAUGUUGGUGCCAUACUUUUGAAGUGUUGAUGGAAACUAACAAGCAUUUGUGUCGUAAAGCAAUAGAAAUGUGUAAAUCACAGUCACAACAAGGUAUGGUGAUCCUGCCGGCGGAAAAGAAGUCACGGAUUGUUGACCUUACAUGGCAACCUUGUAUCAGUUUUGGCUAUACAAACUUGCCUCUCUCCUUGGGAGCCGGAAUCUCUGACUUGAACGAGGGAAGUUAGGGAGCUACAGCGUUCUCCUUGUAUAGAAAAGAUAAGGCAAGUGAGAGACCUUGUGAAAUUGAAAUUGAUCUUCUUAAAAAAGUGAAAUUAGUUUUUUUAAUGAGUCUUUUGAAAUUGAAAUUGGUAUGUGCGAAUUGAAAUUGAUUAUUUAAAAAUUGAAAUUGGUCUUUUGAAAAUUGAAAUGAGUACCCUUCAUGGAGCUAGAGAGAAGUGAAGUCAGAUUACUGUAGCUCCCUUGAUUUCACUUCAUAAGUCAAAGGAUCCAGCGGACUUUUUAUGUUGUAUGCAAUUGUGGUAGUAUGGCUCUAAUGAGUUUUCGCGAACUGCAUCUUGUGAGUGUUAUAUGUUAGAGAUAAGCCACGACUGUGUGCGCGUCGAGCCAGACCCCGGUGCGUGGCUGCGUUGAUGGUCGUGGCGAGUGUGCCGGUCAAGUUAGAUAGCUACAUGUGUGCUGGAUCGGUUGGAUCCUGGAGUGAGUCUAGGAGAAGAUCAAGUCAAAAGUUUGUUAGCUUGGCCAACCAGUACGUGCAUGUAGGAGUAGCUAAUGCAUGCGGUUAGUGGCCGUGUUGUUAGCAGGUCAUGCGUAUGUGGGUUAGUUGAGUUAGUGGCCGAUGGUGGCAGGGUCAUGCGUAUGUGGGUUAGUUGAGUUAGUGGCCGAUGGUGGCAGGGUCAUGCGUGCGUGCGCGCGGUGGCCUGCAUGGUAGCUAGCUAGGUGUGUGUGCGCACAGGGUAUAAAUACCCACUCCAUGUAAUGAUCAAGGUGCGUCGGUAUGAGCCGAGCCUAGGGCCAGAGAUGAGGUAGUCUCCGCCGGACCGUGGUGUGCGCCCGGUCGGCUGUGAGAGAGAGCUCCUCUGGAUAGGCUGCGGUUUCUUGCCGAGCCCGAGGUAUGUGCCCAGUAAAGUGAGGCCGUUCGUGCGACCGAGGCGCCGUUCGUGCGGCGGGACGUUUGUGCGCCGGAAAUACUUGUGUCCCUCUCCUUCUUCCACCUACGUUCGAGCGAGUGUGAGAUCGAGUUGGUCCGGGGUUUGUCCCAACAUUUGGUAUCAUGAGCUUGGUUGGCUUGGGCGUGGUUCGUCGUAUCGGAGGUGUGCUGGCGAUGGCGGUGUUUGUCGGCGGUUGUGCAAAGCUUCGGGCCAUGUGUCGGCCUAUGGAGGUGCGCGGCGUUGUGGAUGCCAUGACGGACGCAGAGACGGCACGCGGUUAGUCCGCGGCGAGCGUGGCGGUCCCGGAGGCGCUGCAGUGUGGCGUGGCGGCAUGGAGGUGGUGCACGGAGGCGGAGGCCGCAGCGGCGCGGUGCGACGGCAUGAAGCGGUGUCCAAGAAGGCUCGCGUUUGUGCGCGAUGGCAUCGACGGCGUAUGUCACCGGAACAUCAGGCGUGUGUCGCCGGUGGAGGAGGAGCUCAGCGUGUGUCGCCCAAGAAGAGCAUGGAGGCUGCAUCAAAUGUAGUGGAGGCCCAUGGCGACGACGAUGACGGGAGCUCCUCUGGAUAGGCUGCAGUUUCUUGCCGAGCUCGAGGUAUGUGCCCAGUAAAGUGAGGCCGUUCGUGCGGCCGAGGCGCCGUUCGUGCGGCGGGGCGUUUGUGCGCUGGAAAUACUUGUGUCCCUCUCCUUCUUCCACCUAUGUUCGAGCGAGUGUGAGAUCAAGUUGGUCCGGGGUUUGUCCCAACAUUAUAUUCAGUGCUAUUAGUAUGGCUCUACUGAAUUUUGGAAAGUGCAUCUUGUGAAUGUCGUAUUCAGCUGUAGAAUUUAAUUGAUAACACAACCAUCAAAUUUGAUGAAGAUUUUCACUUUGUGAAACCAUUGGUCAUGAUCUGUUAGUACAGUUUAUUGUUUUAACAUAUCAUUAAUAGCAUUGCCAAUACUACAUAGAGUUCCAUUUAAUGUGUGUAGUAGCAUAUCCUUUUUGGUAUAGGUUUUCAAAAUAGUGAGGUUGUGGAGAACCAUUUUGCAGAAUUCUUAAACUGAUGGUCCUGUAAAGUCAUAUGGUCAUAGACCAGUAAAUUCUGGUUAAGAGGGAUGCUACAGUGCACUCAGGCAACAAUCUGGUGGCCACACUUUCUAACGUGAUCUAAGGUACAACCUAGCAGCAAGGGUAACGUCUUCAGGCUGUAACAACUGAAUUAUGGCUUCAAUGUUCUCAGUGUAGUGGUACUUUAGAAAUAAUUGAAUUUAUCAUAUGUAUCAAUUUAUCUCUCCUGGAAUUAUGAAUCAUAUUUUAUAUGACUGAAAUGUCAGAUGAUUUAUAUCUCAAUCCAGUAUUGGACACUAUGUUGUGAA
This is a messenger RNA of Triticum dicoccoides, 3026 nucleotides long. RefSeq lists its product as uncharacterized. Bases 305 to 748 code for a protein of 147 amino acids. The record is from RefSeq and is a predicted model, not a curated record. The transcript is spliced from 6 exons. NCBI's taxonomy places the organism in Eukaryota, Viridiplantae, Streptophyta, Magnoliopsida, Poales, Poaceae.